CAUGUUCUAUGCUGCUGUUGGCCCAUAAUCUUGUUUAGCAGUCUGUAGACCCUGCUGAGCAGGAGAAUUGAACCCUUGAACCUUCUGCUUACAACAGAGGGGCUGUAUUCAGUGGUUGGGAAAACAAGAUAAUUUUUUUUUACUGAGCAGAAAAUAUUUUGGAUUGUUUGUUGGACAGGUCUUGUUAAAUAGUUCAACAGGCAGUGGGGAAAAGAGGGAAAGGAAGAGUGUUGCAGACAGGAGGGGAAUAGAAAGUGUCUACCCCUGUUACUUGCAACAUAUAGUGCAAAAAUUCCUUCUAGGCCAUUCCUUAUCUUCUAAAAUAAAUGGGGCUUUCCAAAGACCCUCCAGAGAAGAAAGAUGAAGCAGUAUAUCUGCGAAAGAAGAUCACGUUACUCAGAGCCAUCUCUCUGACGAUUGGAUCCAUAAUUGGAAGUGGAAUCUUCAUAUCACCAAAAGGGGUUCUUAAAAAUUCUGGCAGUGUGGGCCUCUCACUUAUUGUAUGGGUGGCCUGUGGCAUCCUUUCUAUGUUUGGUGCUUUGUCAUAUGCUGAUAUUGGCACCACUAUCAAAAAGUCUGGAGGACAUUACAUCUAUUUGCUGGAGACUCUGGGUCCUGUGCCUGCAUUCUUGCGGCUAUGGGCAGAAUUCGUCAUGAUUCGGCCAGCAAACAUAGCGGUUGGCUGCUUAGCAUUUGGGCGCUAUUUAAUAGAGCCCUUUUUUGCUCCUUGUCAUGCACCUUCCGUGACUAUCAAACUGAUUAGUGUCAUUUGUAUCACAUUUAUCAUUGCCCUGAACUGUUGGAGUGUCAGCUGGUCAGCAAAUGUGCAGAUGUUAUUUACAGUACUGAAGUUGGUUGCAAUUGGGUUGAUCAUAGUCCCUGGGAUCAUCGCUCUAGGGAAAGGACACACAGAAAACUUCCAGAAUAUGUUCGACACAACAUCGUUGAAACUGACAGAACUCCCACUUGCAUUCUACUCUGGCAUGUUUGCCUAUAGUGGCUGGUUUUAUAUAAAUUUUGUAACAGAAGAAAUGAUAAAUCCAGAAAGGAAUAUCCCGAUAACAGUAAUAGUUUCUCUGAUUCUUAUCACCAUAUGUUACCUUCUUGCAAAUGUCUCCUAUUACACCAUCCUGACUGUAGAUGAAAUUUUGGCCUCUGAAGCUGUAGCCGUAACCUUUGCUGAUCAGACACUCAAACAUUUCUCAUCGGUGAUUUCCAUCCUGGUGUCAAUGUCAUGCUUUGGAGCUUUGAACGGAGGAAUCUUUGCCUCUUCAAGGAUGCUGUUUGCAGCUGCCAGGGAAGGUCAUUGGCCAUUUUUAUUUUCAAUGAUUCAUGUCAGGAGAAACACACCGCUUCCUGCUCUGCUAUUAAUGAUGCCUCUGGUUUUCUUGAUGAUUUCUAUUGGGGACCUCUAUGGUCUGUUGAACUUCUACAGCUUCUCUCGUUGGCUCUUCCUGGGGUUGGUUACCCUUGGACUUAUGAUACACCAGCGGAGGUACCCUCAUCUACCCCGACCUUUCAAGGUUCCAUUGAUCAUACCCUUCAUGUUUACUACCCUGAGCCUGUUCAUUGUGGGGAUGUCACUGUACUCAGAUCCAGUAAAUACAGGCAUUGGCUGUGCGAUCACUUUGAGCGGUCUGCCCGUGUACUACCUUACGGUCCAUAAAUCAAGAUUGCCACGACAAUGGACAGAUGUAUUCUAUUACUUGACUGUAAAGCUACAAGUGCUGAUGGAAGUGAUUCCUCAAGAAAUACAAACAUAUUAAAUGUGAACAUGCCAAACCGGAUACUGCAAUUCAGUAUUUGUCAUACAAUCUGUUUAUCAAGUGCCCUUGAUUACUGCAGAAAGAGGUUCUCCCCAUUACCAUCCAUCAUCUUUAUUUCAUUUUGACCUGCAUAAUGGACUUAAAAAGUUAAAAGUUAAACACAUCCUAGUUAACUGGUAAUUAUCCUUUACACAUCAGUCACAAUGUAUGUGGGGUCAAUGUUCAAUCAGUUUGAAUUACAAUACAAGGUAGAAUUUGACUACAUAAACUAUUACAAUCAGCCUGAAAUCGAAUGCACUGUAAUAGAAACCAUGGGGGGUUUAAGUGUUAUUAAUCAGUGUGAGUUUAAAUUUGAGAAGGAACUCUCACCCAGCACUUAUUUUACUUAUCCACUACCAGAAGCAGCAACACAUCACUGAAGUGGUCAUAGUGCUUGGAGUAGCCCUUUAAUUAAGCAGAUCUGGUGUAUAAAGUAUGCCCCUGCAGACUCACUGCUCAAUUUUCUGCUGUUUAGUAAUUAAAAUAAUUUGUCUAUG
This is a messenger RNA of Pelobates fuscus (common spadefoot toad), 2302 nucleotides long. Its product is annotated as cystine/glutamate transporter-like. The record is from RefSeq and is a predicted model, not a curated record. Gene Ontology annotation, molecular function: L-amino acid transmembrane transporter activity. The transcript is spliced from 12 exons. The coding region runs from base 327 to 1766 and encodes 479 amino acids. Gene Ontology annotation, cellular component: membrane. Lineage: Eukaryota; Metazoa; Chordata; Amphibia; Anura; Pelobatidae. Gene Ontology annotation, biological process: amino acid transmembrane transport.